AUGAAAAACACCAAAUGUGCACCAUAUUCAUCACUCAAUUAAUGGAAAAAUUAGUCAAGAAUCUUCCGAGUCUCCACCAUUGUGUGAUUCAGGUUUUACCAUUUGCUAGCAGUCACAGCAUAGCUUCAUUGCAGUUUGCAUACAUUACAAGUCUUAGCAUACAUUACAAGUCUUUAGCAUCAUCCAAACUUAAAUACCCAACCAACUUUUCCAUUUUUAGAACCCAUUUCCCUUCGAAAAACAUGACAAACAUCAUCUCUUCUUCUUCAAUUUCCCCACUCAUCUGUUUCUUCGUCUUCUUCUUCUGGUUGGGCCAUGGAGGACCACAGGGAAUACAACAUAGUGCUGCUGCUAUUAAUGGUGCUGACAAGAUUCGUUCUCAGUUCCUUCAUCUUCUUCAUACCAGACGAUCUCCUCAAGUUCCUUGGACUGUGGAACCUUCAAAACCUGUGCGCCAUCCUUUGUUUCAACAAGUUCCUACACCUACCUUCAGCGAGGCAAUGGAAUCUUGUCCGAAGGCUGAUAUUAAAAAUCUUAAGGAACGACUUAAAGAGGAAAACUUCUAUUUGCACACGGAGGCUGGAGAGCAAGGAAGGUUGCCAGUUUUAAUCUUAAGCUUGAAAGACAGCAAACAGAAGAGAAGGCCCGCUGUUGUUUUUCUGCAUAGUACCAAUAAGAACAAAGAGUGGGUGCGGCCAUUGCUUGAGGCAUAUGCUUCAAGGGAAUACAUAGCCAUCGCUAUAGAUUCUCGGUACCAUGGUGAACGUGCACACAAUCUCACUACUUAUCGAGAUGCUCUAGUGUCAUCAUGGAUUAAAGGAGAUACAAUGCCAUUUUUAUUUGAUACGGUGUGGGAUUUGAUAAAACUAGCAGAUUAUUUAACUCAAAGAAAGGAUAUAGACCCUAAGAGAAUUGGAAUCACCGGUGAAUCACUCGGAGGAAUGCAUGCUUGGUUUGCUGCCUUUGUUGACACUCGCUAUGCAGUUGCUGCUCCAAUAAUUGGUGUUCAGGGAUUUAGGUGGGCUAUAGACAAUGAUAAAUGGCAAGCUCGUGUUGACAGUAUAAAGGCUGUUUUUGAAGAGGCAAGGGUUGAUCUAGGCAAGAGUGCAAUUGAUAAAGAAGUUGUUAAGAAGGCCUGGGAUAGGAUUGCUCCUGGACUAGCUUCCAUUUUUGAUUCACCUUACUCGAUUCCGGCCAUUGCACCACGUCCUCUGCUCAUAUUAAACGGUGCUGACGAUCCACGUUGUCCCCUUGAUGGUAUAAAAACUCCCACAAAGAGGGCUCGCAAGGCUUAUGCAAAGGCUCAUUCUUCUAAAAACUUUAAGCUCAUUGUACAACCAGGAAUAGGCCAUGAAAUGACAUCAUUAAUGGUGAAAGAAGCAAGUGAUUGGAUGGACAGGUUCCUCAAGCAGUAAUUUUUUUCCGUACAAAAAAGGACGUUUGAGAAUAAAAGGAAGAGAUUACAGAUGUUGAGGUUCAAAUCCCGGAUAUUAAGUUAACUUUGAAGAGAGGAUGCAUUAAUUAAUCGAGAUAAGCUUCGGGUUCUACCAUAAGGAUGCAUAUUUUUGGAACUGUAUUGCUGUAACUCUUUUUUGAGUGAUGAAAUAUGCCUACCAAUAAAAGACUAGUUAUGUUCUA
Gossypium raimondii (Peruvian cotton) is the source of this 1638-nucleotide messenger RNA. RefSeq lists its product as uncharacterized. The coding region runs from base 15 to 1415 and encodes 466 amino acids. NCBI's taxonomy places the organism in Eukaryota, Viridiplantae, Streptophyta, Magnoliopsida, Malvales, Malvaceae. The transcript has 13 exons. The record is from RefSeq and is a predicted model, not a curated record.